Amphiprion ocellaris (clown anemonefish) is the source of this 1943-nucleotide messenger RNA. RefSeq names its product forkhead box B2 (gene foxb2). Gene Ontology annotation, biological process: cell differentiation; anatomical structure morphogenesis; regulation of transcription by RNA polymerase II. The transcript has a single exon. Gene Ontology annotation, molecular function: DNA-binding transcription factor activity, RNA polymerase II-specific; RNA polymerase II cis-regulatory region sequence-specific DNA binding. NCBI's taxonomy places the organism in Eukaryota, Metazoa, Chordata, Actinopteri, Pomacentridae. The record is from RefSeq and is a predicted model, not a curated record. The coding region runs from base 424 to 1386 and encodes 320 amino acids.
UCUGCGAAUGGGAGCAUCACACAAGGAGGAGAGGAGCCACACGCAGACAGCAGACAGGCUCUCUCAUUUCCUUCUAUCGGCACGGAAACAAGGGAAACUCAGAGGAGGAAAUCUCAACUUUUACGCACGGAGACUGACUUUUACGCACAACUUCAAGAGCCUAAUUUGGAGAAGAGGCAGACCAAGAAACUUCAUUCGGAUUCAAGAGCCUCUCAAGGAUCUUACCAGACAACAGCGGGGCCCCUUUGUUACUCUGUAUUAAUCGAUAUAACGCAGGUAAGCUAAUCUGAUGGCACAGAACUUUGGAACAGAUCAGUCAGAUGGAGACUGUCAAGUUAACUUUGUAAAACAAAGCAUUUAGAAUUUACCUCCAACAACUGUUUUAUUUAACAAGUGAAACUUCAAGAAAACCAGUAACCAGUUAUGCCCCGUCCUGGGAAGAACUCUUACAGCGACCAGAAGCCUCCAUACUCCUACAUAUCAUUGACAGCGAUGGCUAUCCAGAACUCAGGCGACAAGAUGCUGCCUCUGAGUGACAUUUACAAGUUCAUCAUGGAUCGGUUCCCAUACUAUCGAGAGAAUACCCAGAGGUGGCAGAAUUCCCUGCGCCACAACCUCUCUUUCAACGACUGCUUUAUCAAGAUCCCACGGCGGCCUGACCAGCCAGGGAAAGGCAGCUUCUGGGCUCUGCAUCCGGACUGUGGUGACAUGUUCGAAAACGGCAGCUUCCUGAGGAGACGGAAGCGCUUCAAGGUGCUGCGUGCCGAGCAUAUGGCCUGCAAGAGCUCCCCGAUGAUGCAUUACUUCCACCAUCACCACCACCACCACCACCCGGGGAGCAAGUUGGGCACAGCAUCGGGCCACCACGACCACUCCGCGGCCCCGGCGAGCGUGGGUCGGCUGCCUCACUUCCAGGGUUACGGGGGCAUUGCUUGCGCGCAGCCCGGCGGGUUUAAACACCCGUUCGCCAUUGAGAACAUUAUAGGACGGGACUACAAGGGUGUGGUGGCCAGCGGGCUCCCUCUAACCUCGGUCAUGCACCACCUGGGUUAUCCGGUGCCCCCGCAGCUCAGCAGCGUGGUCAACUCCAUGUGGCCGCACGUCGGUAUGCUGUCGGAGUCCAUGGGUGGCGUGCCGGUGCCAGCAUCAUCCGAAUAUGCGCCCUUCAGUGUGUCAGCAAAAGGCCUGUACCACAACGCCAACGGGCAGACCCUGCCCGCCGUUCCCGUGCCAAUAAAACCCACCCCGUCCCUGGGUCCUGUCCCGGGUCUGACGGGGCUGCAGUCCGGCCCGGCACAGCUCUGCUCACCGCCCUCAGUGAUGGAGAAAAGCGAUCUGCUGGAGGGGAAAGGCAACCCUCUACACCCGGCCCUCCUUCUUUCUUAACUGGGUAAAUUACGGGUUAUUAUUAUUACUAAUUUUUUUUUGGAAAAGUAACACAAACAAGACAGACAUUGUAAUUACAUAAAACAAGACAGACCAGGCCUAUGAGAGACGUCACAUUUUAAGUUGCGUGCAGCUGUAGGAAGGCUGUAAAACCAAGGCUAAUAUUGUGCUGUGUAAUGAAUUUUUCAUUAGACCCAUGUUGAUUGAAAUCAUAAUUUAUUUGCACACUUUGUGAGGGCAUUUACCACAUACUGUAAUGUGGCACUGAUAAAUACAAUCAGACAAGAAGAAACGCUAAACCCAAAGAAAGUUUAAGAGGCAAACAGCCUGAAAUUCUUUCCAAAUACAAUCCAACAACUGUUAUUAUUUUUUGCUGUUAUUUUUUUAUUUUAAUCUAGUUUCAGGCCUAUCGACUAAAGACAAGUAGGCCUUCAUGUUAAUUUUUUAAUUAGGCCUGUUGCACUUUUUUGUGUGUUACUUAGCCGUGCAUUGAAAAUGUUAUGCUUGUAUUAUAACACUAUUUAUCUGAAGAUAUUUAUAAAGAACUUAAAACCGAA